Eruca vesicaria subsp. sativa (arugula) is the source of this 402-nucleotide messenger RNA. The record is from the annotation of a GenBank genome assembly. NCBI's taxonomy places the organism in Eukaryota, Viridiplantae, Streptophyta, Magnoliopsida, Brassicales, Brassicaceae.
AUGUUGUUGGCCAGAUUGUUCAUGUUGGUGCUCUCAGUGAAAUUUAUGCUAAAGGGAAACAAACGACCAAACUCAAUGUUAUUCUUCGAGAUGGAACAUUUGACUUGCACUCUUUGGGGUGAAUAUGGGAAACAAGUUGUAAUUGAAAAAAAUAACAAGUCAAUUAUUGUUUGUGUUGUGCGUCUCGCAUGUGUUACCGAGUAUAAAGAGUCAGCCAGUUAUCAUAUCCACCAAACUCAUGCCAAGCUGUGGAGUGGAGAGGACAUAUGGGACUAUGAGAUAUACAACCAAAAACGUAAAACUGAACCUUUGAUUAAAUACUACAAAAGAAGAAUGAAGAAGAACAAAGAGAGGAGCAGAGAACAAGCUACGAAGAAAAAAGAAGAAGAAGAGGAGACUUGA